Molecule: messenger RNA, 2370 nt
Organism: Cricetulus griseus (Chinese hamster)
Lineage: Eukaryota; Metazoa; Chordata; Mammalia; Rodentia; Cricetidae
Source: RefSeq, a predicted model, not a curated record
GGCCCGGGGUUUAAACCCAGGCCCGGCAGACUCCUCCCGGCGUGCUGCGGAGGAACGGCUGUUGGUGUCUGGCCGUGGCCCGCGAGAGGCCAGGGAUUUUGCUGCUGGUCGCCGAGCCUCUUCUUCAGGAGGAGCCAUGGCGCUCAGAGUCACUAGGAACACGAAACUUAACACAGAAAAUAAGGCCAAGGUCAGCAUGACAGGCGCCAAGCGUGUGCCUGUGGCGAUUGCUGCAGCCUCCAAGCCCGGGCUGAGACCGAGAACCGCUCUAGGGGAUAUUGGUAACAAAGUCAGCGAACAGGCACAGGCAAGAGUGCCUCUGAAAAAGGAACUAAAAACCUCAGUUACUGGAAAAGUUUCAGCUAAAAUCCCACCACCAAAACCUCAGGAGAAGGUUCCUGUGAGUGAGCCAGAGGUGGAACUUGCUGAGCCUGAACCUGAACCUGAACCUGUUAUGGAGGAAAAGCUUUCUCCUGAACCUAUCUUGGUUGAUAAUCCCUCUCCAAGCCCAAUGGAAACAUCUGGAUGUGCCCCUGCAGAAGAAUACCUGUGUCAGGCUUUCUCUGAUGUAAUUCUUGCCGUGAGCGAUGUGGAUGCAGAUGAUGGCGCUGAUCCAAACCUCUGUAGUGAAUAUGUGAAAGACAUAUAUGCUUAUCUCAGACAGCUGGAGGAAGAACAAUCAGUUAGACCAAGAUAUCUACUGGGCCGUGAAGUCACUGGAAACAUGAGAGCCAUCCUAAUUGACUGGCUGAUACAGGUUCAAAUGAAAUUUAGGCUGCUGCAAGAGACUAUGUACAUGACUGUUUCCAUUAUUGACCGGUUCAUGCAGGAUAACUGUGUACCCAAGAAGAUGCUGCAGCUAGUUGGUGUGACUGCCAUGUUUAUUGCAAGCAAAUAUGAAGAAAUGUACCCUCCAGAAAUAGGUGACUUCGCUUUUGUGACUAAUAAUACUUACACUAAGCACCAAAUCAGACAGAUGGAAAUGAAGAUUCUAAGAGUUCUAAACUUCAGUUUGGGUCGCCCUCUGCCUCUGCACUUCCUCCGUAGAGCCUCUAAGAUUGGAGAGGUUGACGUUGAACAGCAUACUUUGGCCAAAUACCUCAUGGAGCUCACUAUGUUGGACUAUGACAUGGUGCACUUUGCUCCUUCUCAGAUUGCAGCUGGAGCUUUUUGCUUAGCACUGAAAAUUCUUGACAACGGUGAAUGGACACCGACCCUGCAGCACUACCUGUCCUAUACUGAAGAAUCCCUUCUGCCUGUCAUGCAGCACCUGGCUAAGAAUGUAGUCAUGGUGAACCGUGGCCUUACAAAGCACAUGACUAUCAAGAACAAGUAUGCAACAUCCAAGCAUGCUAAGAUCAGCACUCUGGCACAGCUGAAUUGUACACUAGUUCAGAAUUUGUCCAAGGCUGUGUCAAAGGCAUAACUCAAGUGGACCACUACACUACAUCGGCAAAUGCAAUUGGCACCAUGUGCCACCUGUACAUAGUAUACAGUGUUUACUUGCUCUUCAAUAAAGGCUGUUUUACUUUUCAUAGCUUACCUCAUUUGAAUGUUGGUUGUUCUGACUCUAGGAUAACAAGGGUUGUCUAAAACAUUUAGGAUUAUUUUUGAAACUGCUUUUAGUUUAACAGAGAAUCCAAGUAAUGUACGUAAUUGUAGCCUAUAUGUUUAUGUACUUCCUUCUUUAAUGUGUCCUGGUCAUAUCUUUUAAGUCAUCCUGCAAAGCCCUCUGCCUAGCUCUUGUUUAAACUGUCAAUUUACCAGCUUGUCCUUAGUUCCCUUUUCUAUUUCUUCAGGUGGUUGCUGUCCUUCACUGUGUCUUGAGCUAUGGACUUUCAGAUCUGAACCCCAGUUUUCUUGUGUAAUUAUUUAUUUGUUAAUUGGCUUGGGAAAUAGCAUGUUUAAAAUUAAAGGUAUAAAAAGAAUUUGCCCCUUAAUCUCAAUGUCCUAUAUAAAUGUAAUCAUGCAUAUGUUGUCAAGGAGAUAUGGACUCAUUUUUUUCAACAAUAUUCCUUUUAAUGCCUAUAUUGCAUUUCCUAAGUGUACAUUUCAUACUGUAUGUAAUGUAUUCAGUGAUCCUUUACAAUACAUUCAAAUUGCAUUCUCUCAUUGCCUCUAAACACAAUACUGCUAAAAUGUUGUUUUAUGCCUUGCUUGGCUGUAUGCAUAGUAGCUUUCCCAGGGGGUAUAUGCUUUAAAUUCUGAUGAAGCCAGAUGAGACUUUGUGUUGUUGGCACUAUACCAAGGUGCCAUUUCCUCUAUCUUUCCACUGUCUUAUGACACUUAACUGGCAAAAAUCCUGUCUCUGUUUGUUUUAAUUUAUACAUCUGAUGUCAAGUUGAAUAAAAUUUAUUAAUGGAAAGCUUC